Stegostoma tigrinum is the source of this 3267-nucleotide messenger RNA. RefSeq names its product homeobox protein BarH-like 2. The record is from RefSeq and is a predicted model, not a curated record. Lineage: Eukaryota; Metazoa; Chordata; Chondrichthyes; Orectolobiformes; Stegostomatidae. Gene Ontology annotation, biological process: regulation of DNA-templated transcription. Gene Ontology annotation, molecular function: DNA-binding transcription factor activity, RNA polymerase II-specific; DNA binding. Bases 27 to 695 code for a protein of 222 amino acids. The transcript has 4 exons.
CUCACUGUGUCCUACAGCGAGUCACCAUGCAGCCUCCUGCCCAACGGAACCCCACUUUCCCCGGGAGUCGGCGCUACAAGACUUUCCUGAUCGAGGAGAUUCUGGCCAAGGAGUCCCGCGGUUACCUAGAGCUGAACCUGGGCUCCCGACCCGGCUUCAUCGUACGUCCACAGGCUCUGCACUCCCGUCCCGCAGGGUCACCCUUGAGCUCGUAUCCAUUGCUUUCGGCGACUCACCUCUCUUCAGCUCUCACAGCGAAGAUUCCACAUUAUCUACCUCCUGUUGCACCCACCAGUAAGACAGAUGGGCCAGCUCUUGAGAAUAUUUCUUCCACCAGCAGUGAGUGUGAAAGUGAGCAGAACAUUAUUCGCCCCAAAAAGCCUCGCAGAAGUCGCACCAUUUUCACUGAGUUGCAGCUCAUGGGGCUGGAGAAAAAAUUCCAGAAACAGAAAUAUCUGUCUACUCCAGACAGGUUGGAUCUAGCACAGUCACUGGGAUUAACUCAGCUUCAAGUGAAAACUUGGUACCAGAAUCGAAGGAUGAAGUGGAAGAAGCUGGUACUGAAAGGAGGACACGAGGCUCCUACAAAGCCCAAAGGAAGACCAAAGAAAAACUCCAUCCCAACAACAGAGGAAAUUGAGGCUGAAGAGAAAGAAACCAAAUCAGCACAAGAGCAGGAACCAUGUCCUUCCUGAGAACAUGGAUGCUGAACCAAAAAAAACUCUUUUAUUCUUCACUCUGCAUUGGUGAGGUGGGACACUGCUGCAGUUUCUAGUGGAGAACCCGGAAUGCAGUGUACAGCCAGACUGCUGCCAACUCCAGUGGAUAUAUGUAAAUAUUGACAUUAACUUAAUGGGAGCGGGGAAAUUAUUGUGUGUGUAUAAGGGGAAUAUGAAUAAACUAUUGUGUAUUAUUUUGGUGUAGUCUCUAUGUCAACGAACCAAUUCUCACAACAUUUCAAACUUUUUCAAGAUUGAUGACUUUUUCUUUUAUGAUCCAUCUUCUGUCUCCUAAUUAUUGUUUACUCAUGGGUUGUGACUGUCACUGGUGAAGGGCAGUAUUUUUUCCUUUUUUAAAUUGCCAUGGCAUAGGUGAACAUGAGCUGCCUUCUUUCACCUCGGCCGUUCAUGUAGUGUAGAGAUGCCCUAAGGCUGUUAGGGAGGAAAUUCCAGGAUUUUAACCCAGUGAUAUAUUUCCAAGUCAGGAUGAUGUCAGAAGUCACACGACACCAGUUAUAGUCCUACAGGUUUAUUUGAAAUCACAAAUUUUUGAAGCACUGCCCCUUUGUCAAGUCACCGCUCCUAAUGAAAUGGCUGCGCUCUAAAAGCUUGUGAUUUCAAAUAAACCUGUUGGACUAUAACCUGGUGUUGUGUAACUUCUGAGUUUGUCUUCCCCGGUCCAACACUACCACCUCACAUUAAGUCAGGAUGGUGAGUGGCUUGGAGGUGAUCUUGCAGUUAAUCAUGUUCCCAUGUAUCUUCUCCCCUUAUCCCUAUACGUGCAAGCAGUACCAGUUUGGAUCAUGUUCUAAGGAUCUUGUUGAAUUUCUGGAGUGAAUCUUGUAGAUCAUGCACACCACUGCUACUGAGCAUCAGUGAUGGAGGAAGUGAACAUUUGUGGUAUGGAUCAGGUGGCAAGCAAGUGAAAUGCUUUAUUUUGGAGGGUGUUGAACUUCCGAAGUGAUAUAUAACUCUUUUGUCCAGGAGUUUUGUGCUGAGAUCAAGGGCUGAGUAGCCCUAAUGGAACCCAACCACUAUCAGUGCAGAGCUUCCUGCUGUGUUAACGCUGCUUGAUAAUACUGUUGAUGACCCUUUCCAUCACUUUCCUUUUGUCUAAAACAAAAGCUACAUGCUUAUUGGUGGGCACCACGGAGACAGCAGCACAUCAUCUCUGCAUCCAAUUUCAUUUAGUCCCCUCCCUUGAUAUUUGCUCUCCUUGUUUUGGUUUUUAUUGCACUUUGUAUGCUGCCAGAACUAGACAACAUUACGACAGGCAGAUAAAUGGUAAGUAACAUCCACAUCACACAAGUGCCAGACAAUAAGCCAUCUCCCACAAGAGAGAAUCUAAUCAUCACCACUUCACAUUGAUUGGCAUUAUCAUCAAUUAAUCCUCCACUAUCAACAUCCUGGGGGGGUACCACCAUUAUAGUAAAUUGAACUGGACCAGCCAUAUAAAUGCUGUAACUACAAGAUCACGCCAGAGUCUAGGAAUCUUACAGUGUGUAACUCACCUCCUGACUCUCUAAAGCCUGUUGGGUGAGUGCAAAUCCAACAAUGCUCAAAAAGCUCAAUGCCGUCAAGGACAAAACAACCUGUUUGAUUGGCACCCUAUUCACCACCACAAGCAUUCACUUACUCCACCACCAAUGCUCAGCAGCAACAACGCAUGCCAUCUUAGAAUCACAGAACCCUUACAGUAUGGAUGAAGGCUAUUCAGCCUAUCAACUCCACACCAACUCUCCAAAGAGCAGCCCAUCUUAGACCCACCUCCAUGCGAUUGGGAAACAUCAGGGAACUGAAAAUUUAAUGAAAGGUGGUCACGUGGAUUUCUAAAGUAAUUUUAUGCAUGACUAACAUUGUUGGAUUUUUGAAGAAGUGAUAGAAAGUGUGAACUCAACUAAUAUAAAUUAUUAGACUGGAGAAUCAAAGGCUUUCAAUAAGGCACUCCAUUGAAAACUGAUAACUCAAAAAAGCUGUGGUAGCAGUGGAAAAAUUAAAGGAAGGAAAUGAUAAGCUGGUUUCAAAACAGUAUGAAGUGUAGGGGUUAAGGGUUGGUAUUCAGACUGACAACAAUAGGAAAUGGCACUCCUUCAGAAUCAGGGUUGAGACCUCUGCUAUUUAUUAUUUACUUAAAUGAUUUGGAUUUAAGAGGGAGAAGCCAAUUUGGAUGACUGUAAAUUGAAAGACAUUGUUAAUACUGAGGAAUUUUAGACAAAAAGAUAUAGGAACACAAUAACAAACUUGAUAAACUGCCUGUAAUAAACUUCAAUGUUGGGUUAUAAGGUUGACACAUUUUGGUAAGGAGAAUAAAGAAAGUGCUGUGUUUUUGCACAGUUCUCAGAAAAGUACCAAAUCUGGAAACAGUGAGAGGACAUUAUGACAUGCAGCAUGUGGUUUAAUAGGUCUCCAUCUUAUUCUCCGUUUAUUCAGCCAGUUACUUUGCUAGAAGUCAGACAGGCGAUUGUGUCUAUAAAUUAGCGGUAAUCUGAAUAAACAAAUAAUCCAUACUGUAUAUGUAAGCUUGAGAUACCAUAUUGAUGUACAUAGU